AUGAAGCUCAGACGCUCGAAGAAGCCCCCACAGCCGAUGCAGGCCCAUCGUUUAGAGCAACAAGUCACUGAGAUUCUCAGUCUAAUAAUCUCCAAACUACGUUGCCAGAGUAUCCAGGACGUCGCAAAUCUCUGUUUGAAUCCACGCCAAUUCUACCUUCUCGCUGUUCCCCACCUCUACCAAAAGAUUACCCUAGACUUAGAUCGAGCCUCACACCUUCGCUUACUCCAAAGGCUUGAACGACCGGGAUCUUAUAUACCACACAUGAUUAGACAUCUUCAUGUGUGUCUGGAGGGAAAGCAUGCAGAGCAUAUGCACAGGAUCGAGAAAGUGUUCGCUGGAUUGACUAACCUGGUAGAAUUGGAGUGGGAAAGGCCAUUCAACGUGCCGGUCCACUUGCUCGAUGCGCUUUACUCGCGCUUUCCAAGGGCUCGAUUCUCUAUAGAGUCGAGUCGAGUGGCGUACAAGAGCAGCGAAACUGGCAUUUCGCCGCUAUGGGGUAUGGAUCUCUGGAAAAAGCACCCCGCAGCCUCCAUGAUCACUCACCUGCGCAUCACUCUGGACGAAAAGUCCGCAAUGUGGCCCGGCUUCAAGAAAGGGUUGGUUCGUAUGAUUGUCAGAGAUCCUGUUCUUGAAUCCCUUCAACUUGAGGCGAACGAAGUGAUCGAUAACCACUCUAACUCGACGGUGGAUCUCAUGAAAGGGCAUGUUCUGCCCAAGUUAAGAGCUUUAGGCCUGUUCGUAGGGAACUCGCCCAUUUUUACACAAGACGAACUACUAUUUUGGGGCGACCAAGCAGGCUGA
Alternaria burnsii is the source of this 804-nucleotide messenger RNA. RefSeq lists its product as uncharacterized. The record is from RefSeq and is a predicted model, not a curated record. Lineage: Eukaryota; Fungi; Ascomycota; Dothideomycetes; Pleosporales; Pleosporaceae. The coding region runs from base 1 to 804 and encodes 267 amino acids. The transcript has a single exon.